UGCUUCUCAAGUCUGAACUUCCACCAUCCCUAGCAAGCUUCUGUGCAAAAUACACACAUCAACUCCACUUCUCCUCCCCCCUCUUCUUGUGCACAAGCAGAAUCAUCCUCUUCGCUGAUCUUGAGUGCUAAAUAACUUUUCUGGAGUGCGGUGCAACACUGAUAAUAAAGAGAACAAAGAAAAUUGAUCAAGUCGCAUACGUUUCGGAGGAAAUAAGAGAGAUUGGAUCGGAGAGGCUCGCUUUCGUAUUCUCAAUAAUAGAUCAAAGCAACCAUGCAAAGCUCUUCAGAGAAAAGACCAGGCAUCUACACUUACAUAGCUCAGUGGCCUAUAUAUUCACUAGCCUGGUCGGUUCGACAGGACAAAAAAUCACGUCUUGCCAUAGGAAGUUUCCUUGAAGACUAUAGCAACAAGGUGGAAAUUGUUCAAUUCAACCGCGACACUUCUGAUUUCACCACUGAUAGCCGCCUAAUCUUCGACCACCCUUAUUCACCUACAAACCUCAUGUUCUUCCCCUCCGAGGAUGCUGCAAAUCCUGAUAUCAUCGCUACCUCCGGAGACUACUUGCGCAUAUGGCAAAUUCAUGAUGACCGAAUCGAGUUGAAGUCUCUCCUUAAUGGCAAUAAGAGUAGUGAAUUCAGUUCUGCCAUAACUUCAUUUGACUGGGCUGAUUUCGAUGUUCAUCGUGUGGCCACUUCUAGUGUCGAUACCACUUGUGUGAUUUGGGACAUAGAGAAGGAAGUUAUAGACGCUCAAUUAGUUGCACAUGAUAAAGAAGUGUUUGAUAUUUCAUGGGGUUCAUUCAAUAUUUUCGCAUCAGUGUCGGGUGAUGGCUCGGUUAGAGUUUUCGAUCUAAGGAACAAAGACAGAUCAACAAUAAUUUAUGAAAAUACAAUGCAAGACUGUCCUUUGCUAAGGCUAGAGUGGAACAAAAGAGACCCGAGAUUUAUAGCCACAGUUGGCAUGGACAGUAAUAAGGUUGUUAUUCUGGACAUUCGCUUUCCUACAACUCCUUUAAUGGAGCUAUGUAAGCAUAAGGCAAGUGUGAAUGCUAUAUCUUGGUCUCCAUGCACCGGAAGGCAGAUAUGCUCGGUAGGUGAUGAUUCAAGGGCUUUGUUAUGGGAAGUGGUUAGCAAGGCCGGAGUGCGACCAGAAUACAGCGGUGCUGGCGCUAAUAGCCAAGUGGAACCUGAAAUGUGGUAUGGAUCAAUGGCGGCGAUCAAUAAUGUGAGGUGGUCACCUGUGGAGUUGGAUUGGAUUGCUAUUGCUUUUUUUAGCAAGUUACAACUCCUGAAGGUCUAAGACAUUGCUGCGGCAUCGAUCGUAGCUUAAAAUGCAAGUGAUGGAAUUGUACUCAUUUAAAGGGGGAAAAAAAAACGAGCGAGGGCGUCCUUCUAUAUCUAGAAAGAAAGGGUAAUUAUCUUAAAAAAAAAAGAAAAGUAAAAGAAAUGCCACCAUUUCUUUGUGAGAGUCUGCACCCAAACUUCAAUAUAGUUGAGUGGGUAAAUAAGAAAACAGUCACAUGCGGGGGGUUAGAUUAUAUGAGAGUGGUUGCUCAUGAACGUGGUGGUAGGUGGAAAGGGAAAACACACAAACUGGAUAGGUCCCGCUGGUGACCCAUCACUGUACGAGCAUACGAGGUCGGAAAACUGCCUUUUCCAUCCUUGUACUUGUUAAAGUGUUGACUGUAAAUCUAGCAUUAUGUAUUGUCGUUUCAUUAAA
Populus trichocarpa (black cottonwood) is the source of this 1722-nucleotide messenger RNA. RefSeq names its product WD repeat-containing protein LWD1. The coding region runs from base 274 to 1302 and encodes 342 amino acids. The transcript has 3 exons. The record is from RefSeq and is a predicted model, not a curated record. Gene Ontology annotation, molecular function: protein binding. Lineage: Eukaryota; Viridiplantae; Streptophyta; Magnoliopsida; Malpighiales; Salicaceae. Gene Ontology annotation, cellular component: nucleus.